AUGGUUAUUGCAGUACGUGGUUCGAAGCCGGGCAAAAAUGUGCAGCUGACCGAGAAUGAAAUCAAAGGCCUGUGCAUCAAGUCGCGUGAGAUAUUUCUCAGCCAGCCGAUUCUGUUGGAACUCGAAGCUCCUCUAAAAAUUUGCGGCGACGUUCACGGGCAGUAUUAUGAUUUGCUGCGACUCUUUGAAUAUGGUGGCUUCCCGCCAGAGUCCAAUUAUCUCUUUCUGGGCGAUUAUGUCGACAGAGGGAAGCAGUCUCUUGAGACGAUUUGUUUAUUGUUGGCGUACAAAAUAAAGUAUCCGGAGAAUUUCUUUCUGCUCCGUGGCAAUCACGAAUGCGCCUCCAUCAACAGGAUAUAUGGCUUCUAUGAUGAGUGCAAGCGACGUUACAAUAUCAAGUUAUGGAAGACUUUUACGGAUUGUUUCAACUGCUUGCCGGUCGCUGCAAUCAUAGAUGAGAAAAUAUUCUGCUGCCACGGCGGCUUAUCACCAGACCUACAAUCAAUGGAGCAAAUACGCCGUAUCAUGCGUCCCACAGACGUCCCUGAUCAGGGCCUUCUCUGUGAUCUUCUGUGGUCUGAUCCGGACAAGGAUGUUGGGGCGAGAACGAUCGAGGAGUUUCGUUCACGUUUGGCCCUGAAGUUGUGGCGA
This is a messenger RNA of Gongylonema pulchrum, 651 nucleotides long. The record is from the annotation of a GenBank genome assembly. NCBI's taxonomy places the organism in Eukaryota, Metazoa, Nematoda, Chromadorea, Rhabditida, Gongylonematidae.